UUUUUUGAAAGGAAUGUGGAGUAAUAAAUAAUGAAAGAGUGAGGCCCGGCCCGGUCCCAUGUCACAUUCUGUCUUCUAAAACGAAAAACCCUAAACCUAAACUCCACACAUAAACCUCUCCGCCCCAUUCCUCUUGUCUCACACACACAGAGAGGCGAAAAAAUCCCUUAACCUAAAAUUCACAGCGAUGACGCUGUACGUGCUAUACGAGUCCGCGUCGGGAUACGGUCUCUUCUCAGCCGACGGAAUUGAUGAAAUCGGCCAGAACACGGAGGCCGUCCGGAGCUCCGUCGUCGACCUGAACCGCUUCGGUAAGGUGGUCAAGCUCGCCGCCUUUACUCCGUAUGACUCCGCGCUUGAUGCGCUCAACCAGUGCAACGCCAUCUCUGAAGGUCAAAUGACUGAUGAGCUGAGGAACUUUUUGGAGCUAACUUUACCCAAGGUCAAAGAGGGUAAGAAGCCAAAGUUUAGUUUGGGAGUGGGAGAGCCAAAACUGGGAUCACAUAUUUUUGAAGUAACUAAGAUUCCCUGCCAAAGUAAUGAGUUUGUUCUUGAGCUCAUUCGUGGCAUCCGUUUGCAUUUCGUUAGGUUCAUUGAAAACCUAAAGCCUGGAGAUUUGGAAAAAGCUCAACUUGGUCUGGGUCACAGUUACAGCAGAGCCAAGGUGAAGUUCAAUGUGAACCGUGUGGACAACAUGGUUAUUCAAGCCAUCUUUCUCCUGGAUACCCUUGAUAAAGAUGUCAAUUCCUUUUCCAUGAGAGUGAGAGAAUGGUACUCAUGGCAUUUCCCCGAAUUGGUGAAGAUUGUUAAUGACAACUAUCUGUAUGCUAAAGUUGCAAAAUACAUAGAAGACAAAGCACAGUUAUCUGAGGACAAAUUAUCUGGCCUUACUGACAUAGUAGGAGAUGAAGAUAAAGCAAAGGAGAUUAUCGAGGCUGCCAAAGCAUCUAUGGGUCAGGAUUUGUCACCAAUAGAUUUAAUUAAUGUCAAGCAAUUUGCACAAAGAGUUAUGGACCUUGCUGAGUACAGGAAGAAGCUCUAUGAUUAUCUUGUUGCCAAAAUGAAUGACAUUGCGCCUAAUUUGGCUGCAUUGAUUGGUGAGGUUGUUGGAGCACGUUUGAUUUCCCAUGCUGGCAGUCUUACGAACUUGGCAAAGUGUCCUUCUUCUACUCUUCAGAUCCUUGGUGCUGAAAAGGCUCUAUUCAGGGCAUUGAAAACCCAUGGAAACACUCCAAAGUAUGGUCUUAUAUUUCAUUCCUCAUUCAUCGGCCGUGCGUCUGCUAGAAAUAAAGGCCGUAUGGCUCGCUAUCUUGCUAACAAGUGUUCAAUUGCCUCUCGCCUUGAUUGUUUCUUAGAGACAAGUACUUCUGCAUUCGGGGAGAAACUUCGUGAACAGGUUGAAGAACGGCUAGACUUUUAUGAUAAGGGUGUUGCUCCUCGUAAAAACAUCGAUGUCAUGAAGUCUGUCAUUGACACAGUUGAAAGCAAAGAGGAUGAGCCUAUGGCAACAGAAAAUGGAGAUUCGCACGAGGUGCCUAAAUCAGAAAAGAAGAAGAAGAAGAAAGAAAAGCGGAAACAACAAGAGGAUGAAGACCAGGAGAUGCCCGAUGUGAAUGGAGGUGAUGUAGAAGAUGGAACUGCGAAAAAGAAGAAAAAGAAGAGCAAAGAUAAGGACUCGGAGGAUACCCCAGUGGCUACAGAUGGGAAAAAGAAGAAGAAGUCUAGAGCUUGAAAGGUAAAGAGCAAUUUUGGAACAAGAGAUGGCUAUUUGUUGUCUCUAGCCUCGAGCAGGAAUAGAUUCAAAGAUCUAUUAAGCAUUUUAGUUAUCUGUAAUGAUAUGUUUUGCUAUUACGGUGUGACUUUAUCCUCGUUAGAAAAAUGUUAAAAACUCUGAAACCAUGUACGAUGCUAGUUUUGAAUAUUUUAUUAGCAAAGUAAUUUAGUUCUACUGUUUAAA
Molecule: messenger RNA, 1957 nt
Organism: Salvia miltiorrhiza (redroot sage)
Lineage: Eukaryota; Viridiplantae; Streptophyta; Magnoliopsida; Lamiales; Lamiaceae
Product: nucleolar protein 56-like
Exons: 8
Coding region: 188-1732 (514 amino acids)
Cellular component (GO): small-subunit processome; box C/D methylation guide snoRNP complex
Molecular function (GO): snoRNA binding
Source: RefSeq, a predicted model, not a curated record